Messenger RNA from Colletotrichum destructivum, 633 nucleotides. RefSeq lists its product as uncharacterized. Lineage: Eukaryota; Fungi; Ascomycota; Sordariomycetes; Glomerellales; Glomerellaceae. The record is from RefSeq and is a predicted model, not a curated record. The transcript has a single exon. Bases 221 to 631 code for a protein of 136 amino acids.
CACCACCAACUCACAGCUUUUCUCUUCCUGUCUACCUACCUACUACAUUAACAGAGGCUUAUAAUCCAAAACCCGCCAAUUGAGUUGAAUAUACUCGCUCCUAGAACAAGAUAAUCACGAGAAGACAAUAGCAAGCCGAUUUGAAAUUCACUAAAACCCUCCGUCAAGUCCACCACGAAGGAACUCGUCACACACACACAUAACACACAUACACAACAACAUGGCAUCCCGGACCCUGCGCACCCUCAACCUCGGCGCCGCAGCCGCGAGGCCGUCCCUGAUAGCCCGGAUCCCGGCGGCGACCCGGGCUUUUGCCAACGCCGCGACGAGGCGGUACGCCUACAAGGACACGCAGGACCGCGAGUCGCUGAACCCGAGCGGCACCGAGGGCACCAAAUCAGGACGGGACUCUGAGGUGGCGCAUGAGAAGGAGGCGUUCGACCCUUCGACGACACGGCCGGGCGCCGAGAAGCACGAGGCCGACGGUGGCGCGCUCGACGUCUCGGGCGCGAACCAGGCGGCGUCCAAGCCGCAGGGCGACAAGCCGCACGGCGGUGGCGGCGCCGGCGAGGAGGUGAGGAAGGGGGGCAGGAGCGGCGCCGGCGGCGGGGCCAAGGACGGGAAGAACUGAGU